GUCACUCCUAUUCUAAUAGGGCAAAACAUGUCUGUCUCACUUCCCGUCACUCCUAUUCCAACCACGCCAGGGGUAGAUCAUCAGGGGGUGGCUCGCUCCACAGCGAAUUUUCCUCCUAACAUUUGGGGUGAUCGUUUCCUCAUCUACACUCCUGAUGAUGCUAUAACCCAUGAAUGUAAAGAACAGCAAAUUGAAGAACUGAAAGAAGAAGUGAGAAAGGAGCUAAAAGCCAGUGCCAGUAAAUCUCCGGAACUGCUGAAGUUGAUAGAUUCCAUCCAACUCUUGGGAUUGGCACACCACUUUGAAAGGGAGAUCGAAGAAGCAUUAAAAGACAUGUAUGGAACAUAUAGUCUGGUUGAUGAUAACGACGACUUCACAAAUGCUUCGCUUCGGUUCCGACUACUAAGACAAGAAGGUUACCCCAUUCCAUCUGAUGUAUUUAAUAAGUUCAAAGACAAGGAAGGCAACUUCAAGGAAUAUUUGAUUGGUGACUCACUUGGCAUGCUAGCUUUAUAUGAAGCUACACAUUUGAUGGUGCAUGGAGAAGACAUACUAGAGGAAGCCCUGGCUUUCACCACUACUCAUCUUCAGUCCAUGGCAACUGAUCCAAAUAAUCCUCUUGCAAAACAAGUGAUUCGUGCACUAAAGCGGCCCAUUCGCAAGGGCUUGACAAGGGUGGAGGCAACGCAUUACAUUUCCAUCUACCAACAAGAUGGUUCACAUAAUAAAUCUUUACUCAAGCUUGCAAAGUUGGACUUCAACCUGUUGCAGUCACUCCAUAGGAAAGAGCUAAGUGAGAUCAGUAGGUGGUGGAAAGGUUUAGACGUUGCGACAAAGCUACCUUUUGCACGGGAUAGACUAGUGGAGAGCUACUUUUGGACAUUGGGAGUGUACUUUGAGCCCCAGUACUUCCCUGCUCGAAGGUUCUUAACGAAAAUGACCGCUAUGUUAACCAUUAUGGAUGAUAUAUAUGAUGCAUAUGGUACAAUCGAAGAACUUGAACUCCUUACAGAAGCAGUCGAAAGAUGGGAUGCCAGCUGCAUAGAUCAACUGCCUGCAGAUUAUAUGAAGUGGUUUUAUCGGGCACUCUUGGAUGUUUAUGAAGAAAUGGAAGAAGAGAUGGCCAAGGAAGGGAAAUUGUACCGUGUCCACUAUGCAAAAGAAGCGAUGAAAAGGCAAAUCCAAGCCUACUUUAUUGAAGCCAAAUGGUUGAACCAACGAUAUGUACCAACAUUCGAUGAGUACAUAAGUAAUACACUAGUAAGUUGUGGUUACACUUUGCUCAUUGCCACAUCUUUCGUUGGCAUGGGAGAUGUAGUGACAGAGGAGGCCUUCCAAUGGGUGCUCAGCCACGCCAAGAUGAUUAGAGCUUCAGAAACCAUCAGCAGGCUCAUGGAUGACUUAGUUUCCCACGAGUUCGAACAAACAAGAAUGCAUGCCCCCUCAAGCAUUGAGUGUUACAUGAAGCAAUAUGAGGUUACAAAGCAGGAGGCUUGUGAUGAGUUGAAUAAGCAAAUAGUCAGGGCAUGGAAGGAUAUCAACCAGGAGUGCCUCAGACCUACACAAGUGCCAAUGCCACUCGUCACACGUGUUCUAAAUUUUAGCCGUGUGAUAGAUAUCUUGUACAAGGAUGAAGAUGAGUACACCCACAAUGGAAAAUUGAUAAAAGAUCUCAUUACAUGGAUGCUCAUAGACCCUGUGCCAAUGUAAGUGGAGAGAUGGGUCUAGCUAUAUUAUGUUGUGUGCCGUAUGAGGAUAUGAUUAAUUAAUAAUGUGAGUGAUGUAUAACAUCACUUCCAUUCCUGUUUGUUAUCAAAAUCUCUAGUAUUGUAAGAAUAAUAAUCUAGCAUCAAGGGUGCUUAAUGUUGAUAUCACCAAGUUGGAGGGACGUAUAUAUUUUGUAUGUAAGCCCUUCCCAAUUGUUUGCAAUCAAGUCAUUUGAAGAAUUA
This is a messenger RNA of Vitis vinifera (wine grape), 1949 nucleotides long. RefSeq names its product (-)-germacrene D synthase. Lineage: Eukaryota; Viridiplantae; Streptophyta; Magnoliopsida; Vitales; Vitaceae. The transcript is spliced from 7 exons. Gene Ontology annotation, biological process: diterpenoid biosynthetic process. The record is from RefSeq and is a predicted model, not a curated record. Gene Ontology annotation, molecular function: magnesium ion binding; terpene synthase activity. The coding region runs from base 28 to 1710 and encodes 560 amino acids.